Drosophila santomea is the source of this 334-nucleotide messenger RNA. RefSeq lists its product as uncharacterized. The coding region runs from base 31 to 261 and encodes 76 amino acids. The record is from RefSeq and is a predicted model, not a curated record. NCBI's taxonomy places the organism in Eukaryota, Metazoa, Arthropoda, Insecta, Diptera, Drosophilidae. The transcript has 2 exons.
GCAUUUGAGCCACCUUUGCAAACACCACAAAUGGAUUUCCUAUUGAAAGCGAUAUUGGUUUUCCUCUUUUUUUUGUACCUCCACUGCACCAAUGGACAUGUGUAUGGCCGCCACGAAAGAGUCAGAAGGGACUUAAACAUGACAGAGGAGGAACAGGGAUUUCGUGGAGUACUAUCUAUGAUUUUGAAGCCGCUUGCUUCUUUUGCUGAUAAGGUAAAGGAUAGUCCCCUGGUUUUACACUACCGCAAACACUUUAAUUGAUAUAUUGUUCUCCCUUUAAAACAAGUGAUUCAAAAUGUGUUUUAACCUAUUUUAUUAAAUAGUUUAAACCAUA